Messenger RNA from Tuber aestivum (summer truffle), 863 nucleotides. Lineage: Eukaryota; Fungi; Ascomycota; Pezizomycetes; Pezizales; Tuberaceae. The record is from the annotation of a GenBank genome assembly.
AGUGCUAUACAACGAUAAAUUUAGCAACAAGGUGAGGGAUUCUAACCCCCAAGGUCUCCAUAUCAAGUGGCCACCAUAUUACGUUAACCAAGGAAUUAACUUUCUAACUCACAGACUAUCUCGGAAAAGUCAGCUCGUCAACGUUGUGGGCUCGACACCGUAUAAACCAUGGAUUGUACGUGCCUACCAUUACAAUCUUCGUUCCAGUUUCCUUCUCUAACCUCUUACUAUAGCUAUCAUCAACUCCAAGGUCGAGUCUAAGAAUCCUGAUCCCGAGAUGGAUAUCACCCAGAACUCUGCACCUGGUCCUGCCCGUCCGUCGUCUCCAGGCGCGAGCUUUACCAAUCAGACGACCUCUCCGCAGGGGAGUACUAGUUCUCCAUACGUCCCUAUCUCGCCCAUGGAGGCCAAGCACUACUAUCACGGGCUGUACUCAAGAGCGGUCCUAGUAGCUCGUUCUGGCACCGAUCCCUGGAUCCCCCCUGCGGGCCCUGAGGCGGACUUCCCACGCAAGUACCUUAGGCCUGUAGGCAAUCACCCUAUCACCGAAGUCUGGGACAAGCUCCUUAUUCCGAUCGAUAACAUUCUCAGAUCCAAGGGGGUCGAGUGUACCAGUAUCGAUUUGCCUCGCAUUGCGGUGGUAGGAGAACCUGUGGCUCCAGUCGUCGUCUGGAUUGGCGUCAAGCCUGGCUCUCUCUCUGGUGAAGACGGUUUCGCUGCUGUGAUGGAGUGCAAACAACUUCUGAUGACACACCAGCUCCUGGACGUCGAAGUUGAGAUCCGCGAGUCAGUCAGGGUUCUCCACUGAUCUCGUAAUCCCAGAAAAAGGACGGAGGAGAGCGGGUGUCAUAUAUAGGGAGGGG